Oncorhynchus tshawytscha (Chinook salmon) is the source of this 2164-nucleotide messenger RNA. RefSeq names its product APOBEC1 complementation factor-like. The transcript has 12 exons. Bases 247 to 2031 code for a protein of 594 amino acids. Gene Ontology annotation, cellular component: nucleus. Lineage: Eukaryota; Metazoa; Chordata; Actinopteri; Salmoniformes; Salmonidae. The record is from RefSeq and is a predicted model, not a curated record. Gene Ontology annotation, molecular function: mRNA binding.
UUAGCUCACUAACUCUUCCUGGUUAUGUCUCUGCUGCUUUGGAGUCUUGUAAGAAAUCUCCCCUUUGGAGAUCUGCUCUCUUCCAGCAUGCUGAGUCUAAUUGAACUCACUGGGGAUGUUUUUCGUGUGACUGAUCUAACUGAUCAACUGUGGUCAAGUGUUGUGUUGGGUGACUUGUAAGGUACUGAGGACACAGUCAAGUGAGCAUCCCUAAUUUCGCUGAUUUACUGCUGACAAUCGCUCACAAUGGAAUCUAAUCAAAAAUCUGGGGAUGGACUGACAGGCAUGCAGAAAGAGGCCUCGCUGCGUGCGCUCAUUCAGCGCACAGGAUACCAAUUACUGCAGGAGAAUGGUCAGAGGAGGUACGGCGGGCCCCCUCCAGGCUGGGAAGGCCCUCCCCCAGAGAGGGGCAGUGAGAUCUUUGUGGGGAAGCUGCCAAGAGACCUCUUUGAGGAUGAGCUGGUCCCCCACUGUGAGAAAUUUGGGAAAAUCUUUGAGGUUCGGAUGAUGAUGGACUUCAACGGCAAUAAUAGAGGAUAUGCCUUCGUUACCUUUUACAACAAAAAUGAAGCCAAGACCGCCAUGAAACAGCUCAAUAACUAUGAAAUCAGGAACGGAAGGCUCCUGGGAGUGUGUGCCAGUGUGGACAACUGUCGUCUGUUUGUGGGGGGCAUCCCCAAAUCCAAGAAGAGAGAGGAGAUCCUGAUGGAGAUGAAGAAAGUAACAGAUGGGGUGUUGGAGGUAAUUGUUUACCCCAGUGCUGCGGACAAGACCAAGAACAGGGGCUUCGCCUUUGUGGAGUACGACAGUCACCGCGCUGCAGCCAUGGCCAGGAGGAAACUACUGCCAGGGAGGAUCCUGCUGUGGGGGCACGCCAUCGCCGUGGACUGGGCGGAGCCUGAAGUGGAAGUGGACGAGGACACCAUGGCAACGGUGAAGAUUCUCUACGUGAGGAACUUAAUGCUGGCCACUACAGAAGAGACCAUCGAGAAGGAGUUCAACAGUAUCAAACCAGGUGCUGUAGAGAGAGUGAAGAAGAUCAGAGACUAUGCCUUUGUCCAUUUCACCCAGAGAGAGGACGCGAUAAGCGCCAUGGACGCACUGAAUGGAAAGCUGGUGGAUGGCUCUCCCGUGGAGGUGACCCUGGCUAAGCCGGUGGAUAAGGACAACUAUGUGCGCUACACCCGGGGUACAGGUGGCCGCGGUGGGGCCGUGCUCCAGGGGGAGUACACCUACACACUGGGCCAGGUGUAUGACCCCUCAGCAGCCUACCUGGGUGCCCCCGUGUUCUACGCCCCCCAGAUAUAUGCUGCUAUUCCUAAUCAGUUCCGCUUCCCCAUUGCCAAGGGGCUUGUGGGGGGCCGUGGCCUGGUGCGCACGCCCUCAGUCAGAGAAAUUUACAUGAAUGUACCUGUAGGGGCAGCGGGCAUACGCGGGAUGGGUGGUCGCGGAUACCUCGCCUACGCAGGUUUAGGCCGAGGCUGUGCCAACUACCAGCUAAAGACAGACAAGCACCCCGAGGACAAGCUCUUUGACCUGCUGCCAGGCAUGGAACUCACACCCAUGAACCCUGUGAAGCCUCCCGGUAUCAAACACACACCACAGAUCUUGGAGGAUGUGUGUCAGAAGAACAACUGGGGGCAGCCAGUUUAUCAGCUUCACUCUGCCAUCGGACCUGAUCAAAGCCAACUGUUCCUCUACAAAGUCACCAUUCCGGCUCUGUCCACCCAAUACCCUAAUGUGCAUCCGUUCACCCCAGCCAAGCUGUGUACAUCUGUGGAUGAGGCCAAGGUUCAUGCUGCGGAGCACGCCCUGCAUACCCUGGGUCUGCAGACAGAAGGAGCUGAGGCCUCCGCUGCAGCCGUUGCUGCAUUCCCAGGUUACACAAUAGCGAACACCUCAGCCUCAGUAGCUGCCUCCCAGCUCAAACAGGCCGUCUCCCUGCACCAGGACAUGGCAGCAUACACUACCUACGAAGGCUAUCCCGCCUUCACCGUGGCAACCCGUGGAGACGGUUAUGGAGUGUUCUAGGGCCAUCCUGGAACGUCAUCCCAUUUACCAGCAUUCAUUCGUAGUUCAGACUAUAUAAAACUACACUGAACAAAAAUAUAAAUUCAACAUGUAAAAGAUCCCAGAAAUGUUUCAUACGCACAACGUGUUGACA